CGUCAAAGCAUCAGCACGCUCUCGAGCACGCAGAUAUCGUCCUACUUGCCGUAUACUUACUUCGCGGCUGUAGGAUACUGUCCUGCCUCGUCGACGGCAACUUGGUCAUGUGGAACACUUUGCGAACAGAAUGCGGAUUUUGAGCCCACAGCAUCCGGAGGGGAUGGCGAUUCUGUCCAGUUCUGGUAUGUCGGAUGGUCUCCCUCGCUCAGCACGGUCAUCGUCGCCCAUCAGGGAACAAACACGUCCUUCAUUCUUGCCUUGCUUGAGGACGCAGACAUCGCCAAGGAGAAUCUCGACAGUACACUGUUCCCCGGGAUAAGCUCCGACAUCGAAGUUCAUUCAGGCUUUGCGAAUGAUCAAGCAUCGUCUGCAAAUGAAAUUCUUGCUGCUGUGCAGACGACGAUGACCGCGCACGAUUCGUCCUCCAUCACUACCGUCGGUCAUUCUCUGGGCGCCGCUCUGGCACUGCUUGACGCCGUCAUGUUCACCACAAAGUUCCCUUCCGCGACUGUCACCUCCAUCGGGUAUGGUCAGCCUCGGGUCGGCAACCAAGCAUUUGCCGACUAUGUCGACGCGCACGUCACGGAGACGCACAUCAACAAUCAAGAGGAUUACAUCCCCAUUCUUCCGGGAAUAUUCUUGGGUUUCAUUCAUCCGUCCGGGGAAAUCCAUAUCGAGGACGAUAAUUCAUGGGAUUCUUGUCCUGGCCAGGAUAACGAAUCAGACCUGUGUACGACUGGAGACGUCCCGACCAUCUUCCAGGGAGAUGAGGACGACCAUGAUGGGCCGUAUGACGGCGUGCAACUCGGGAGC
Stereum hirsutum FP-91666 SS1 is the source of this 816-nucleotide messenger RNA. Its product is annotated as alpha/beta-hydrolase. Gene Ontology annotation, biological process: lipid metabolic process. The transcript is spliced from 8 exons. NCBI's taxonomy places the organism in Eukaryota, Fungi, Basidiomycota, Agaricomycetes, Russulales, Stereaceae. The annotation marks the transcript as partial. The record is from RefSeq and is a predicted model, not a curated record.